AUGGCAAGUUUGCAUCUUGGAGCAGCUUCGUUGAUCAAUGAAUCUUGGGUUGUUUUUGGCUCCUCCUUGAAAUUAAGGAUUGGUUUCAGAAGUAAACGGUUUAGACGAGUUGCAGAGAGAUGGAUGUUUCGUGUUCAACAGAUGUCAAUGAAGGAUGACGAAUUGGCUCGUUCUGCUAAAAGAAGCGAGUCCUUGAGAUAUAUUCUGAAGCAAUAUGGAUUAUCAGUGGAGGAGUACCCUGAAGUAAAUAAGCCAAGUGAUGACCUUAGCUGUGAAGAGAAGCACGACGCUGUUCCUUCUUCUGUCAUAGAUGACGACUCUAAGAUGAAAACAACUGAGGAGUUACCUGAUUUACGCCGGGAAGAGCAAUACCAUGAAUCUGUGUCUGUGAGCACCGUAGACAAUCUUUCAGGACACCAACACAAUAAAUUCUCUCAUUUAAACACAGGUGCUUUGUUCACUUCUCUGCUUCCUGUUCUCGGUUUCUGUAUCGUACUCAUAAUUGGGACGCUGCACACGAUAAUCUCCAGAAAAACAUCACGAGGUCAUCACCAUGGCUCCAAAAGAACGAGGUGGAGAAGUGCAUUGAGUGAUUGGAACGAGCCGAUUGCUUCUGAAGAACAUGAUUCGUCUGCAGAAUACAGAGUGGGUUCAGCGAAUCAGGAAGCUACUGAUGAAGCAUAUAGCAGAGUGGAGCUUGAGUACAAGAGAUUUCUGUUGGAAUGUGGUGUGAGUGAAUCUUGA
Messenger RNA from Thlaspi arvense, 744 nucleotides. The record is from the annotation of a GenBank genome assembly. Lineage: Eukaryota; Viridiplantae; Streptophyta; Magnoliopsida; Brassicales; Brassicaceae.